Messenger RNA from Macroventuria anomochaeta, 802 nucleotides. Its product is annotated as proteasome subunit beta type-3. The transcript is spliced from 4 exons. Bases 131 to 748 code for a protein of 205 amino acids. The record is from RefSeq and is a predicted model, not a curated record. Gene Ontology annotation, biological process: proteasome-mediated ubiquitin-dependent protein catabolic process. Lineage: Eukaryota; Fungi; Ascomycota; Dothideomycetes; Pleosporales; Didymellaceae. Gene Ontology annotation, cellular component: proteasome core complex, beta-subunit complex; proteasome core complex.
AUCAACUACACUUGCGUGUUCCCCCCGCCUUCCUCUGCUCUCUCACCGCGUAUACCUCUACAGUACCUCGACGUAUACCGUUCCCUCUAGCACUCCACAACUAGAAGCGUGUCAGGGCAGAUUCACAGCCAUGUCGUCCCCGUUCUCGAUAAACGGCGGUGCCGCCGUGGCCAUGGUGGGCAAGGACUGCGUCGCCAUCGCCUGCGAUCUCCGCCUCGGCAUGCAAGCGCUCACAGUGUCGAACAACUUCCCCAAGAUCUUCCAGUACGGCGACGUAUUCCUUGGCCUGACAGGACUCGCCACCGACGUCUCGACCGUGUCCGAUCUGUUCCGCUACAAAGUCAACAUGUACCGCCUGCGCGAGGAGCGCAACAUCUCACCCCAGACCAUGGCCAACCUCGUCUCAUCGUCGCUGUACGAGAAGAGGUUCGGUCCGUACUUCGUCAGCCCUGUCAUCGCGGGUAUCAACCAGACAACGGGGAAGCCGUUCAUCUGCGGGUUCGACAGCAUUGGGUGCAUCGACUUUGCGAAGGACUUCAUCGUCAGCGGAACGGCGAGCGACCAGCUGUUUGGUACAUGCGAAGGACUGUGGGAGCCGGAUCUGGGCCCGGAGGAUCUCUUCGAGACCAUCUCACAAGCGCUGCUGAACGCCGUUGACCGAGACGCGCUGUCUGGUUGGGGAGCACACGUCUACAUCAUCGAGAAGGACAAGGUCACCAAGCGGUUAUUGAAGGGCAGACAGGAUUGAGGUGGGCGAUGGUAUGCGGUGGCGCUACGAAUAGCUACGACUCCGAGGCGGCGG